CGCUGACGCCGUUUACGCCAGUGGCGCUGAUCCGCCGAUAAAUGUGUGUGUGUGUGUUUGAAUUCGCAGGAUCCGUAGUUGAAUAAAAGCACACACAAAAACGGACCACGCAGCAUGCGCUGAAGUCUAACAACUAUGAUUUAUUGCACACCACAAGUGAGCCAUGGGGGAAAGCACGGGGAGUGAGAAAAGUGAUUUGCGGCACUAGAGCAUGCUUCAAUGUUAGUGGUGCUAGGGCCCCUGGUGCUACUGCUACAGUUACCAGCAAAAUACCAUAAAGUUAGUUUACAUUCGAUGGAUGACGCAGACGACGACACACACCUGUGCCUUCGAUGCAGAUCUACGAUUACUGGUCUUCAACAAUACAUAAUCCACCGCAAAGGACAUUGUAGCGCAAACAAGCAAGUUGAACCGGAGCCUCAAAUAAUUACACGCUCGCCUGUGCAUCAUUACGAGCCUUCACCACUACGCGCUGACGACUUUUUUUCGUCACUUGAGCUGCAAAGUAUUCAAGUUACAGUUACAGGGAACAAUGCAGCUGCUAAGUCAGUUCAGGCAGACGACGAUUUUGAUGAAGCUGACGACAGCGAUAGCGAUUUGUACCCACCGCGUACACACACUGGCGGAAAGUGGAAGCCAGGUUGGCGGCCGGACAGCAGUACCUGGAAAAGCAUUCAAUCUCCGACGAAGCAGUUUCAGGACUUACCUGGGAAAAGCGAGGGCAGCGACUUUUAUUGCAUGCCUUGCGAUCGGCGCUACCGCGACAAGUACAGUUUCAUUCGUCAUAUAAGCACGUGGUAUCACAUCAAAAGGUCUGGAGGAAAACUGUCCCCUUGCAAAAAGAGUAGCAGAAACAAAUCAUCGAAGUUCACCGAUAUUAUUGAUGGGCUACUAGCUAAGGACACACGAAAAGGCAGUGAUGAGAGGACUAGAACGAGAAGAAAUAGUAAACCUUCACUGCCAUAUUCGGCAGAACCAGAAGUGCGUCAGAGGGCAGAGACUGAUGAGUUUCCUACAUACGCUUACAGGUCAGAAAAUCGGCCUUUGUACAUACAGUGUUUGGAUCCCACAGAGGUGAUAGGCCCGACACACUGUUCUGCGGAUAUUGGUGAGAAGCAAAACCACCGGGAAACGAUGUCAGAGUCUGCUCUGUCUGAAGGCACAAACGUACAAAGGAAUGGAGAAAUGCAAAAAGAGCGUUUCUCACCACGUGAUAUUAGCCCCAUUAAACUUGACAUGAAUAAUUUACCACCGUCACCAAGUGAUGAACUGAAAGCAACACCAAAAAGCACAAAAGCAAAGGCAGAAGUCACAAAAACAUCUUGUCCCUACUGCAGUAAGGUUGUGAACAAACUCUAUAUGAAGUUUCAUCUAUUCACGCACACCGGAGAACAACCAUUUCAGUGCCAUCUCUGUGGUCGGACAUUUGCACAUAGAAGCACACUCUCGACACACAUCAAACAUCAUUUGGGGUUGAAACGUUACGCAUGCAGUCAGUGCCCCUUCCGUGCGGUACGGCCUAGUAUGCUGAGGCGUCACCAAAAAUCUAUUCACAGUACUGGCGUCUGCGCACGAACCCUCUAUUGUCAUGUCUGUGGAUUAGCGCACUAUAACCAACAGAGUUUGAGACAACACAUUUUGAGGCAUAAUCUAGAUUCCCUUCACAACUGCUGUGACACAACUUACGGGGAUGAGCAAGCUCUUUUGUGUGACACAUGCGGUUUCAGCACAGCCAACAUGCACCAGCUGAUCAGACACAAGCGGAAGCAUACUGGAGAACGUCCAUUCAAGUGUGAGCUCUGCAACUUUAGCUCGUCUCGAAGCGGCCCACUGCAGCGCCACCUGAGGAUCCACACAGGUGCGAAACCAUAUAAAUGUCCACACUGCGACUAUGCGUGUAGCUCACAAGAGAAUGUCCGUAAGCACAUACUCAAGACAAAGAAGCAUGCAGGUAAAAAGAUGUAUAUUUGUUCAGAAUGUGCCUUUGAUACCAAUCAAUUCAGUGCAUUCAAGGAUCACCUGCAAAGUGAGCAUGGCCAUCAACGAACACAACUUUCGAGUGCCGUGUCACUUACAGUGGGCAGAAGCCCCGAAAACAAGGUGGAGGAGACCAUCAGUGGCAUGCAAGGCGACGUAAAUAUAGCUAAAGGUAUGGAAACUGUGACAGAAGCCAGCAUAGCAACAUCAGAGGUGCCACUAUCACAAGCAACAUCCUUCGAAAUAAUGUCUCGAGAGUCAUGCAAUCUGGAAAUUACAUCGCAGUCUGAUUUACAAGAGUUCAGAACAACGGAGCUAGGGGUGGUUGACGGUUACCUGCCACUGACGUCACCAGUUCACCAGAUACCCAGCAUAGCAAAAGAUCCCUCCUCUGUGGACCACACAGAGAACAGAAGAGAACUUUCGGCGUGCCUCACUUCGUCUCCACAGAAGAUGCCACUGAAAAACCCAUAUUUGCUGGAGCCCUCAAGAGAACCACCGGUUUUCUACGUCUCUUCAUCUGAUUUCAGCGGACUUGGAAGCUCUCUCGAGACUGCAACAUUGGACAGUUUUUUGCCUGUAAGAUCUCCUUUGUUGAAAACAUACAGGCCAAACAUUACAAACACACCGGUCGAGAAUUCUGUGUCUAUCGAGCCCGUAGACCCAGCAAACUGUGUUCUUCUCCCGGAGUUACAUGAGCAGUUGGGGGUGCAGGCAACUGACACAGUUGGGGUCACACAACUUGAUGGCAACAAUGCUGUGUACAUAUGUAUGCCUCUGAAUGGCCCCUGAUUAACCUGUGUAACAAUGAAAUAUGCAAAUUUGUAACACAAGUUUACAAUGAACCUCUGCAGGGUGGAACAGGUAAUGUCAAGCCAUGCAGCAGAGAGAAGUGUGUGAAUUGCAAGUCAGCUUAUCACCUGCAAAACUAGCUAUUUGAACAGUCAGAGGCUUCUUUUGGGAACUGCAGUAAAAAAUUAAAAAGUAAUUCUGCCAUU
Messenger RNA from Ornithodoros turicata, 2975 nucleotides. Its product is annotated as zinc finger and BTB domain-containing protein 24-like. The coding region runs from base 220 to 2769 and encodes 849 amino acids. Gene Ontology annotation, biological process: regulation of transcription by RNA polymerase II. The transcript has a single exon. The record is from RefSeq and is a predicted model, not a curated record. NCBI's taxonomy places the organism in Eukaryota, Metazoa, Arthropoda, Arachnida, Ixodida, Argasidae. Gene Ontology annotation, cellular component: chromosome. Gene Ontology annotation, molecular function: chromatin insulator sequence binding.